Messenger RNA from Lactuca sativa (garden lettuce), 2909 nucleotides. RefSeq lists its product as uncharacterized. The record is from RefSeq and is a predicted model, not a curated record. Gene Ontology annotation, molecular function: protein kinase activity; ATP binding. NCBI's taxonomy places the organism in Eukaryota, Viridiplantae, Streptophyta, Magnoliopsida, Asterales, Asteraceae. Gene Ontology annotation, biological process: protein phosphorylation.
GCAACUAUAUCAUCUCAAUCUCUAACUCUAACGAUCUUUUUGCAUUACAGACUGAUCCAUAUCUCCAUAUCUCCAAGAACCAUGAACUUUUCUACAGCUCUUAUAUUUCUCCUUACUGUAUUGGAUAUUCUUGUUUAUUAUUUACAGAAACAACACGAGGAAGACAACGGUGAGCAGAAGAAAUCAUCCCUGUCAUCAUCAUCAUCGGAUCAACAACUAUCGCUACACGAAGAAGAACAUGAUCAGAGGAAGGAUUUAUCUUCAUCACGGCUACUGGAUAAAAGAUGUCGAUGUUUUUCACUUGCUGAAAUCAAAUUGGCCACCAAUGAUUUUGAUGAUGCGUUUGUAAUCGGAAAGGGAGGGUUUGGGAAGGUAUACAAAGGUAAGAUUGACUUCGGGGAAGAAGGAAUUGAUGUUGCUAUUAAGAGGUUGAAUCUUGACUCCAAUCAAGGAGUAACCGAGUUCAAGGCAGAGAUUGAGAUGCUUUCCAAGUUUCGCCAUAGUCACAUCGUCUCUCUUUUAGGAUACCAUGAAGGAUCCGAUAAAAGAGAAAUGAUCAUUGUUUAUGAAUACAUGCCUAAUGGAAGUCUUGAGGAUCAUUUGCAUAAAAGAAAAGUUAACGGAAGUAAUUCCUCUCUUCUGACGUGGGUCCAAACGCUCCAAAUCUGCAUAGGUGCUGCUCGUGGUUUGGACUACCUUCAUUCGGGUACAGGUGUCAGAUCCAGAGUCAUACACCGUGAUAUCAAGAGCUCAAACAUCUUGUUGGACGAGAAUUUAGCAGCUAAAGUUUCUGACUUCGGCUUGUCCAGGAUUGGUCCAGCAAAUCUGGUGGGGACCACUAAUGUUUAUACUGACCAAAUCAAAGGAACAUUUGGGUACAUGGAUGCUGAGUAUUUUUCAACUUGUAGACUGACACGAAAGUCUGAUGUGUAUGCAUUUGGUGUGGUGUUAUUGGAAGUGUUAUGUGGUAGGCCUGCUCUGGAUUUUACAUUAGAUGAGCAGCAACAUAGUCUAGCUGUAUGGGCUAAAAGCUGCAUCAAAGAAGGUAAGAUUGAUCAAAUCAUUGAUCAAUGUUUAAAGGGACAAACAACAGGUAAUUGUGUUAAAGAAUUUGGGAGGAUUGCAUAUGAAUGUGUUCUUACUCGUUCAAAGGAUCGACCCACAAUGAGUCAGGUGGUAGCUAGGCUUGAGUUUGUGUUAGCAUGGACACUGCAAAGUGGGCCCAGUGCUCGUGAUCGAAAACAAAUUGGACGAGCCAUGUUUAUUGAAAAAGCAUGGUCAUUGUUCUUGAUUAAAUCUCCAAAAAGUCGUAUGAGUUCUCCUACAAAGAAACUAGGACAAAGUAUUUACAACAAAAAGACAAGUGUUGCAACUGGUUCUCAGAAGGUGUUGCUACCUAAUGCUAACACAAAGAUACCAAUCUUGAAGAUGUUUACAUUUUCUGAGCUACAAAGUGCAACAAAGAAUUUCAAGCAGGAGAUGUUUCUUGGAGAAGGUGGUUAUGGGAAGGUUUACAAAGGGUGGUUGGACAGUGUAACAUUUGCCCCACGAAAGCCAGGUGAUGGGCUUGCUGUGGCCAUUAAGAGAUCCAGCCCCAACAGGACUCAAGGUCUUAAUGAAUGGCAGGCAGAAGUGAAAUUCUUGGGAACAUUUAGCCACCCAAACAUUGUUAAACUCUUUGGAUAUUGCUGGGAAAACAAGGAGUUUCUUCUUGUUUAUGAAUUUAUGCAAAAAGGAAGUUUAGAUAUGCAACUCUUCAGAGAAGGUGUAGAACCACUUCCAUGGGACACAAGGAUUAAAAUAGCCACAGGAGCAGCUCAAGGCCUUGCUUUCUUGCACACUACAGAAAAUAAUGUCAUUUGUAGGGAUGUGAAGUCCUCAAAUAUUUUACUAGAUGGGGAGUUCAAUGCAAAGCUUUCCGAUUUUGGACUUGCAAAGUCAGGUCCUGUCAAAGGAGAGUCUCAUGUCUCAACAGACAUAGCAGGCACCUAUGGUUACAUGGCUCCUGAGUAUAUUGCCACUGGUCGUUUAUAUGUGAAGAGUGAUGUUUAUGGUUUUGGGGUGUUGAUGUUGGAGAUCAUAACAGGGUUACGCGCAUCUGAUUAUAAUCAAGAUGGCAUGAAGCAAAACUUGGUGGAAUGGGCUACACCUUUUUUAACUGAUAUAAAGAAAUUGGAAAAAAUUAUGGAUCCACGUUUGGGACAAAACUACCCUUCAGAAGGUGCUAGUAAAGCAGCUGAGCUCAUACUAAGUUGCCUUGAUUCGGACCCUAAAAACCGGCCUUCCAUGGAGGAAGUUGUAUUGGGUUUGCAAGUUAUUGGUUCGGUCAAAAUGGAACCAGGGCGGUCAACGUCUAGCACCAGGGGUUCGAUGAGCCCAUGCAGCGAACAAAGUUGCCCUUGGUCUCCCCUUCGUGGAAAGCAAGGGAGGGCAGUUUGGUCAAUGAGCACUCGGUUGUUAGGUUUAAAUGUGUGCCUUGGACUCGGUUCAAAGGAAGACAGAACUUGGAUGGAAACAAACUGUUCCAAAACCAGAAAAUGGGGAAAUUGAAGUGAGAAUUAGUUGGUAUGUCUAAUACAAUGAAGUACCAAGUUGUGAUGAGUAGUUACUGAUUUGUGUUUAAAGUUUUUUAACCGGUUGUGAUUAUGAAUAUGUAAUUUUUAUGUAGGGUUAAUGUCACAUGUUGGUCGAGUAUUGCCAUUUUGUUGUGUUAGUUCCUAAUCACUUAUUUGUAUACUAUGUAUUUGAAUUAUAUGGUCAACAUGUAAGCAAAAGAGCAAAUUGCAAAUUUGGUGUCCUUUUUUGGGGUUUUUUGUUUAUGUGGGGCCAAAAUUGCAAAUUUGGUCCUUAUCAACAAGUUUCAUGAUAGUUUUGGUCCUUAGAGAUAACCCCAUUAUGUCCCAUCCGUU